AAACGGCGUCGCAAAGUUCUUUCAUGCUAUAAUUGUCGCCGGCGAAAGCUGCAAUGUGAUCGCGUGCAGCCUGUCUGCGGCCGUUGUGCCAAAGCAGGCGCCUCACACGAAUGCCUUUACAUUGAGGACUCCGCAGAUCAUCUGUUCCGCGAAGACGAUGCUCCAACAUCCGUCUCUCGCGCGAGCGUGCCUUCAUAUGAACGCACGAAUCGGACAAGCUCCAAUGUCCGCCUCAGCAGCGAUACGCUCGCUCGAAUGAACUAUCAAGAAGGUCGCAUCAAGCAUCUUGAGGCCACCCUGGCUAUGACCAGUUCAGGAGCAAACAUGACGCAGCGAGCCAAAGUCCCUGCGCAGACGUUCACGCCAGACUCUACGACAGGGAUGGCUGACCGUCCUGCACAGGUUUCCGAACGCGAGGCCCCUCUACUGCACGGCCGCAGCUUCAAAACGCAAUACCGAGGCAGCUCUCAUGUUGGUGCACUGAUUGGCCGCCUUUCCGAGCUGACCAGCUUCUCACGUGAAGCCUUCGAACGCUUUCCUGCACUGAUGAAGGCACGAGAAGACCUCAGUGCAUUGAAGUAUCGGACGGAGCACGCCGACUUCAAACACACGGGUGCGAACGAUACAGACUUGUUGGAAUUGUUGCCCUCGCAGCGCGAUUGCGAUGCGCUUGUGCGGACCUAUUUUGAGAACUUUGGCUGUCUGUAUCAAGUGCUCCAUCCACCAGCAUUCUGGAAGGAAUUUGACGGGUUGUGGUCGGAGGAUGCCAUCACCCGACCGCACUUCGUUGCGUUGGUGCUAUGUCUGACAGCAUGUGCUCGAUGCCUGAGGUCAUCCCAGCCUUGGCUGUACAUAGCAAAUAGUUCCGUUGCACGCGAGCAAUCGAUUGCAGUGAUUUGUGCGGUAGAAACGUGGCUACGAAGACAGAGUCAGAAGAACGUCUCAGCAGAAGACUUUCAGAUCCGCUUCCUGUUGCUUUUGGCAAAAGAGGUUGCCGCGUACAAGAGCAAGCGCACAUGGACUGAAGCAGGCGAAUUGGUUCGAUACUGUAUGGCCGCAGGACUCCAUCGAGAUCCCGACAUGAUUUGGAAGCCGACGUCGGUUUUAGAAAAGGAACUCCGGAAACGAAUUUGGGCAGCAGUGACAGAAUUUGAGUUGCAGGCAGCGUUCGACAAAGGCAUGCCAUCCACUGCUUGGAUAUUGCAAAGCGAUUGUCCACCACCCUCUCAUAUAUGGGAUCACGACUGGCCAAAGGACCCCGAGCAGAUACCUACCGUGAGACCACUCAGCCAAUUUGGCAGCGCAGCUUUCCUGGCAAUGGCUGCUGACUCAAUCACUCUUCGGACCACUAUCAAUGCGGCGCUGAGCAAUAUCAGGCAGACGAUUAGCUUUGAAGAUGUCAGAAGAUAUACUGAUGAAAUCGAACAUCUUCUCAAGAGCAUACCCAAAUGGGCCGGGCGUGACGGUGAGACCUCGCGGGCGAUGCUCACCUUGAAUCUUCGGCAAUAUCUUCUCACGAUCCACGAGCGGCAAGUCCAGCAAACGCUGUCCAAGUCGGAACGCGAUUACUCACGCAUGGUCAUCAUUGAGACCGCUACUUUAAUCAUCGACACCCAUCGCUCGCUGACCGCGCAAGGUUGCUUCACUCUGGAGACCUUGCGAGCUGACCAUCAGCGUGCAGCUUUAGCCUUAUGCUCCAUCAAAGCAGCAAUUGAUCCUGUGGUCGACGGCGCUUUAAGCGUUCUCGUAAAUGAGGUAAUCGCUCGCAACGUGCCAGAGGUCCUUACUAUGCUUACAGAGAGAGUGUAUCGUUAUGGGUGCGAUCAACGUCAACUGUGGAUGCUGAGCGCUCUCCAUGGUUAUGCUCAGGCCAAACAUGACCCAGCGAAACGUCUGGAAUAUAUGCAAGACACGGUGGACCGAGUGCUGCGGACCUACUACAAGAUCAUGGCUUGUCAGGAUGAG
Molecule: messenger RNA, 1965 nt
Organism: Dissoconium aciculare CBS 342.82
Lineage: Eukaryota; Fungi; Ascomycota; Dothideomycetes; Mycosphaerellales; Dissoconiaceae
Exons: 1
Biological process (GO): regulation of transcription by RNA polymerase II; DNA-templated transcription
Cellular component (GO): nucleus
Molecular function (GO): DNA-binding transcription activator activity, RNA polymerase II-specific; RNA polymerase II cis-regulatory region sequence-specific DNA binding; zinc ion binding
Source: RefSeq, a predicted model, not a curated record